This is a messenger RNA of Lineus longissimus, 3394 nucleotides long. RefSeq lists its product as uncharacterized. The transcript has 10 exons. The record is from RefSeq and is a predicted model, not a curated record. Bases 7 to 1944 code for a protein of 645 amino acids. NCBI's taxonomy places the organism in Eukaryota, Metazoa, Nemertea, Pilidiophora, Heteronemertea, Lineidae.
CCUGACAUGAGUGGAGUCGCUGAUCUUGAUUGCAGUUUCCUUGAUGUUGACGAGGACAGCAAUGAGGAAAACUCUGAUGACGAGGGCCCUAUUGCUCAAUUGCAAGCGUCUUUGAUGAGCAGUGAGGAUAAUGCCCUUGACUUGGAGAUUCAGGAACCUGAAGAUGACUUGGAGGUUGACCAUACCGUCAUGGAAGAAUUCCAAGACCAAAGAAAUGAAGAACUACCUGUGCAGCCAACAACUGUUACUGAGGACAUGGUUGAUGGGGAAGUGUUUGAUCAGGUUCCAAACAAAAGGUUGCUUGCCGAUGGAUAUGAGCGCCAGUUGGAGAGUGGAAUGUCUGCUGCUGACGAAGACCUCCUUGCCGAUCAGCUGUUUGUUUGCUCUUUGUCCAAGUGCAAGGAACUUUUCAAUGGCAAAUACAGAGAACAGUUGUGUCAGAUCUGUGGGGCUGAUGUUUUAACGGAUCAUUUCUUUGUGGGGGGUACACUUGUCCUUCGACAGAAGUGCUGCAUUAAGCCCCGUCAUGUACAGAAUUCUUGGCAGUCCAGCCACAAGGACACUGGUAUUUAUACCACAAAUUUAUUACUCAUGGCUUCAAUUACUAUGACAGGGAACAGUUAUGCCAAAGUGGCUCAUUUAGCCAAAUUCAUGAAUCUCGUCAUUCCUUCUGCCUCGACAUUCCACCGGGUACAAGAUGCAUAUGUGACGCCUGCUGUCAACAGGUACUAUGAUUUUGCUCAUGGUAUAAUUAUAGAAAGCUUAGCGAAGCAGGGACAGCCCCUUGAUCUGUGUGGUGAUGGAAGGUGUGACAGUCCAGGUUUUUCGGCCAAGUACCUGCAGUACUCGUUUAUGGAUGCGGCCAGUAGUUACAUUGUUCACCUGACCACGACUGAUAAGAGGGAGGUCGGGUUAAAAAGUCCUAAUAUGGAACGGCACGCUGCGAUAUUGGGGCUAGCCUAUCUCUGUGGAAAAGUUGGCAUAAACUCCUUCACGACAGAUGAUCACAGACCCACAAGAGUACUCUUAGAAGGUAGUCAGCGCUCCGAGACAAAACUAAAGGCACUUUUCCCACAACUAGAAGAUACUGAUGUCCAAAAUAUCCUGAAAGUGAUGCAUUACCUCGAUGUUUGGCACCGGUCGAAAAAGAUAGGAACAGCCCUUGUUGAGCUUGCAAAGAAGGCGAGACACCAAGAGUUGCUAGUGUGGGUCAAGCCAAUAGUAAAUCACUUCUGGUUUAGCUGUGGGACAUGUAAAGGUGACCAAGAUGUUAUCAAGGAAUUGUGGCUCUCUGUCUUGUACCACAUGCAAGGCAUCCAUGAAUGGUCCACGGGACAGUGCACCCACGGUACUGUUGAUGAGGAGAGGCCACCAAUCAAAAGCGAAUCAACCAUUCAAGCUGUGAGGGAAGUGGUGAUGCUGGAGAAACUUCUCCAAGACCUGAAGAUGUAUGUUGGAUUCCACCACACAGGUCUCUUGGAAAAUUUCAACGGCCUCAUUAACAUGUAUGCAUCAAAACGAAACCACUUCGAGUAUAGCACCAUGGUGGCAAGGACGAGACUUGCAGCCAUCGACCACAACCAUCAUAUCCAUCGUGAAAUCGCGACAUCAAAUGGAAAAUCAGUUGUGACAAAAGCGUAUUCCAAAGGAGGUGCGCAGUGGGUUUUGCGGUUCAAGAAAGAACCAAAAAACUACAGUUAUCAUAGAACACUAAAGUUUAUGGUUCUGGAGGAGAGGAGGCAUUACCCGAGUAGGCUUUCAGCCAAGCACGUGAUAGAUGAGUCGGAUCCCAGAAAUAUUGCACCAAACAUUGCCCCAGUGCAGGGAGUCUCCACGGAACAGCUUCUGGAUAAUUACAAGUCCAGAAUGGGAAAGUCUGCAGUUUCGAGGAACGAGGACGAGGUGAAUGAAGAACAGCCGGGAGAACAGCUUGUGUUAGAGUGAUGCAGAAAUGUUUUUGGCCACCUUUCCAACAGCGCAAUGCAAAUUAUUUUCUUAAAAGUAACUGUCUAGGCCUACACCACAGCCAGUGUUCCAGCACGUUUGAAUCCUGUGUAUCUGCCAUCGGGUGCAGGAAACCUUUCGCGAAUCAUCCAAACACAGCAUGAGGGAAUUACCACUCUAACAGAUUUUCCAAGAUAUCCGUACUUUAACAUAAUGAAUUGUCGAUAGCCUGUGUGGCGCAUGGCUCUGUUGUUUCUUUCCCUGUUCAUGUUGGCUAACAUCUCUCUGUUGCCACGGAAUGCCGUGAUAAUUACGUCUUCAUUGAUGCAGACAUUACGCACUGCUGGCUCAAGUGAGACACAUUGUGGCCAGGUUUUACCACAGCAAACUUGCUCGUCUCGAGUAGGCAUCACCCUACACCUUUUACAAGUGCAUCCAUUGGGUGCAUCAGAAGGAGGAGGUUGGGGAGGGAUUCCCCUCUUCUGGUGCUGCAUUUUCAUGUGAUGUUGUUGUAGGGCGGCAAGAAGUUCCGGUUGGUCAUUAACGACCAUCUGUACAAAGUUCCAAACUUCAUCAUUGGUAAGAUCAUGCAAAAACUCCUGAAAAACAGAUGAGUAAUGACAGUUAGUUUGAUGUAGAAAAGUUAGGGUCUCAUAAUUGUGUCAUUUCUAUAUAACCUGACCGCUGUUUUCAAGACACGUCCCUAAUACAUUGUAAUCAGGAUUGUAUUGUAAGUCCUGCAUUUUAAGUCUCGGAGGUGUCCUUGAUACAGUGCCCACUGUAUUACGAGUGGUCUUUCCAUAAAUUCCUUUUCGUUUUUUGGGACACUUACUUCUGGGAUAUCAACUUGCUGGUGGAUUGGCUGACUUGCAUUCUGGCCUGCAUGUCUUGCAACUCCAGUUGCUCUUGGCAUUUCAUUUGAUGGCCCAGGCUGAAGCAAGAUACAAGAACAUUUUUGAAAAGUUUCAAGUUGAAUAAAUAUGAAUUUUUUACCUCAAGACCUAAUCAAUAACUGAAUCUGUCAGGGAGUUGCACUGACACUAUGAAUUUGAUCAGGAGCCAACACUAUUCAAUUGCCUCAUAUUGUUCCAACAACAUAAUUUUGCGUUUUUUUAUUUAACGCGUUACACAAUAUAUCUUUCAAAUAUCUGGUUCCAUAAGCACCUGCUUUGUAUUUACAUGUACUGCAAUGGCUUUGUAAGGACAGUAGAAAAAGAUAUUUGCUUAGCAGAAAUGCAUGCGAUGUGUCACAUAUUAUUUUCAUGCAUGUACCCACCACUUGAUCAUCUUGCACUGGUAUGCUGGAACUCCUCUGCUGCACGCUUUGCAGGCCUGCCUCCUAGAAGUAAGAUGAAAUGAUUUAAAGUUUUCAUCAAAAGGAUUUGAUUUUUGCUGUCCGGGUAUUUGCAAUCUCACUUGUUCAUUUGUUAGUACAGUGAGUAACAAUUAC